ACUGAAACCUAAAGUUUUCGUUUGGCCGCGUAAAGGUUUGCAAAUGUGUGUUAUCUUUGUUUAUUUGACUAUGUAAUAUAAUAUAAAACAUCAACUGCAAUGAUCAUCGAUGACUCAAGUGUUGUAAACAAAGUUUAGAGUUCUUUCGACUCAAUACAAAUCGUCCGAUGUGAAAAAUGUUUCUUUAAUUUAGUAGUAACACAAUGUUAAAGAUUUACUAUGAACAACCUGCCUUCUACUAGUAAAUCAAAACAAAAUGAUGGAUUUGAAGACGAUGAAAUAUUCGAGGACUCUUCGUUGCUGGCCGAUUUUGAUAAUUCCUUUGUGCAAAGAUCUAAGUUCUCUGAGAGUAACUUAAAUGAUUCCAGAAACAAAAGUGGACUUAACAUUAGUGCUUUAUGUUGUGAUGAGGAGAUCAGUGGAUAUGACAAGCUAACUGGCAAGACAUGGAUCUACCCAACCAACUACCCAGUCCGAGACUACCAGUUCAAUGUGAUCAGAGCGGCCAUACUUCAAAAUACUCUGGUCAGUCUACCGACAGGAUUGGGUAAGACGUUUAUAGCUGCAGUGAUAAUGUACAACUUCUACCGCUGGUAUCCGCUGGGCAAGAUAGUGUUCACCGCACCAACUCGCCCAUUAGUUGCGCAACAAAUUGAUGCAUGCUACAACAUUAUUGCUAUACCACCCAAUGAUACUAUAGAAAUGACAGGUCACAUGCAAGUGAACACAAGGAAGGAACAUUGGAAGAACAAAAGAGUGUUCUUUGCCACUCCGCAAGUAAUUUACAAUGAUAUGAAGUCUGGUAUAUGUCCUUGUGAUAAAAUCCGGUGCCUGGUGAUAGAUGAGGCUCAUAGAGCUAGAGGAAACUAUGCGUAUUGCCAGAUCGUAUCCACUUUAGAUGAUGUUGGUCAUAAAACGUACAGGAUACUGGCAUUGUCUGCCACUCCUGGAAGCAAGGUUGAAGAUGUUAUAAAUGUUGUAAAAAAUUUACAUAUAGCUCACCUGGAGCUAAGGACUGAAAACUGUAUCGACGUAGCGCCGUAUAGCCACGCUCGUAAGAUCAAAACUGUGGUGCUAGAACUAGGAUUCGAAUUGACUCAACUUAGGCAGCAGUAUAUCGAGAUUUUAGAUGGGUACGCUAGAAGACUGAAACAGAUGAACAUACUACCUCCGAACUUAGGGAAUCUGUCUAAAGGCCGGAUUGUGAUGUUGUAUAAAGAGUAUCAGACGAAAGAUCGAAGUUUGAGGCAUCCGCAACACAACUACAUAAUGAAAGACUUCACGAUCUUGAUCGCUCUGUACCAUGGACUGGAGCUGCUAGUCCAGCACGGUUCUAGAAUAUUCCUCAACUUCUUCGAUGAACACCCGGAGAAGUCCUGGAUGCAGGCUGAUGAUAGACUCACAGCCUUGCUGGAGAGGCUACGAGACGAUCUGGGAGUAAACCCAUUGUCGUUAGACAGGAGUAUACUGCCUGAUGGGACAAUACCUGAGAUGCCAAAAGACUUGACAUUCGGUCAUCCCAAGUUUGAUAAACUGAAAGAAAUAAUGACAUAUCAUUUUGCUAAAGCACAGCAACUGAAACAGGAUACACGAGCAAUAGUAUUCUGCGAGUACCGUGAGAGUGUGAACCUGGUACACUGCCUACUGCUGCAGUGUCGCCCUCUCAUCAAACCGAUGAUGUUUGUUGGACAAGGUGCCUCUGGCAAAGACGGCAAAACGAUAGUAUCUCAAAAGCAGCAGUUGCGUGUGAUGCGCAGUUUUCGUGAAGGACAGUGCAACGUGCUGGUGGCCACGUGUGUCGCCGAAGAAGGGCUCGACGUCGGCUCCGUAGACCUCAUCAUCUGCUUCGACAUAUCCACCAAGUCACCCGUACGAUUGGUCCAGAGGUGCGGACGAACGGGUCGAGAGCGUGGAGGUGAAGUUUUUAUUCUGGUCACUGAGGGCCGAGAACAUCAGACGUUAAUAGAAUGUAUGCGACAACGAGAUGGGUUGAACAAGAAGGUGCUUCAAUCCAAAGAGGUCGAGAACAACCUGUACAAGCUGAACCCUCGUAUGAUCCCCCACGACUUCAUGCCACAAUGCCAGAAGAUGUACAUCACUGUAGAGAAGAAACAGGAUCCGAAAGAAAAGGUUAAAGAAGGGAUUGAUAAGGCUAAGAAGGGACAAAAAGACCUGCGCGCAAUGUUGGCUCGACCGUCUACGUCUACAAGUUCGAGAGAAACUGACAGUAAAGCUUUGAUCACGGAAGAUGAGUUCAAGGAGUUGUUUCCUGAAGGAUAUAGCAGCACUUCAUUGUUUGCUAAACGUCAAGAGUACUGGGCGAUGAGUAGAGGAAAAUUAAAAGAUAUCAAUACAACAGAUGGAACAGAACUGAAACUAAGUAAUUGGUUGGAAUGGCAGCGGACUCUACAGACGACGGUGAACGUACAACACUCGAGGGAUGCAGAGAUACUGGCGGAACUGCUGCAGUACAGUGAUGCUAAGAGAUUCGACAUGCCUGUCUCUACGCAAAAUCCUUGUUUCGGCAGCCAAGAACUUCGUUCCCAGCCCCUCGUUUUAAGGUCUCCAGCUAAAAAUAUGUCUCCGGCAAAAACAAACAGAUCUCCAGCCAAAAUCAAUAAACAAACAAUCAAAAAGAAACAAAAACUCCCUUUAACAAAGCCACAGGAUAAAAAAGAUGGUGAUAUUCGAGCUCUAUUUAGUACUGCAACAAAAUCGACUAAAAAUUACACUAAACUUAUCAGUGACUUGGGUCUACAAACUGACAGUGGUGUGCCUACACGACUUAUAAGCUUACUCGUAGACUUAACCCUCGAAAAUACAAAUACUAAUAAGAAUUGUUACGUCUGCCAAAACAUUUGCGCUUGCAAUCUUUUAAAAAGUAAAAAGGAGGAUAAUAAACUUCCAAUGGUAGUUUUAGAAUCUAUAAAACAACCUAGACUACCUGACAUAUAUUUAAUCGAUGAUUUUGAUGCAGAAACAAUAAUGAAGUGUAUGAAGAAGUCUGAUGAAGAUGAUGAUGAUGUUAAUAUGGAUAAUUUUGAUUUAGGAGACGAUUUUCUUUGUGAAAGUCCCGUGUACGGUUCUCCUAUUGAAGAAGACAAUAAGAAAGAUGUAGUGGCUGCAGCUACAGAUAAUUUUGAUAUAGGUGACAUUGAUGAUAUAUUUGCUAACAGCAGUCCGGAAGAAGCCAUAGAAAAAGAGAUAGAUAAGAACGACAAGCCUGUGAUAAAAGCCGAAGAACGUUUGAGAAAAGACGAAGUGCUUCCAAACAAACCGGAAUUAUUUACACAAGGCCAACUGCCUCAAGGCAAAAGCGAAGUACUUGUAGGAAAAGGCCAAGAGCUUCAAGACAAAAGCAAAAUGCUUAUAAGAAACGACGAAGAACCGAAGGAAGCUAAAGACACUCUAGGCUUCUUCGGUUUAGACAGCAUUGAUGACAUAUUUGCUGACGACGAAAUUGACAAUACACCUCCAGAACCAACCCAAAAUAAAACCAAAGAUAAACCAACACAAAACACUAAAAUCAAUAGAUCACCUUCUAUACAAUAUCCCCUCAGUCCCUCUAUUCUAUCUGGUAGGGUAAAACUAGAUGUGCCGACUUCACCUAUAUUGUGCAGUCAACCUCGGAAAUUCCAAUUAAGCACGAAAAAGAAUAGAUCACCGAAUUCUAUACUAGAUGCGCCUAGUUGUAGAAAACAAUUGAUUCAAGAUUCAACACACAAUAACCUUGAUAUGGCUGAGCAAUCUGAAAGUUCUAAGAGAGCUAGUCUUAUAGAUACUAGCAACAAAAGCCUAAUGACGAUCACACAACUGGUAGAAAUGAUAAAUAAAACUGGUAAUGAAUCGACAUCAAUAACAAAUGCUUCCAAUAGAAAGCAAGAAAAAGAAAGAAGUCUCUCUCCCAUACUCCUAACGCAGGCUGAGAAGAGAUCCAUUAUCCAUACAAACUCAAUAGACAGACCCGGUGUCAGUACAAACGCUUUAGACAAAUCUAUCGCUUCUACGUCCAUAACUAAAGACAGUCUUAUCGUACUAGACAGUGACAGUGAUUCAGACGGCACACAAGUUUAUGACGUCACAGAAUACUUUAACACUAAUAACAAUAGUAAAAUACACGAUACUAAUAUCAGUCCCAUGGCAAACAAGAGAAAACGAGACUUAGACGAUAGUGAAGUAAUAACGGCCUCUCCGUAUUUCAAUAAGAAACAGAAAUUAGACAACGAAACCGCCAAAGAAAUAACAUUACAAGAAAGAGUGUUAGCAGUUAUGAAAAAGAAUAAAAACAAAAUCAUGAACAAUGACAAAACGGUACUGAAUUGUGUUGUGUCGCAAGGAUUCUUGUCUCAGAAGGAGAAUAAAAAUCCUCAGCUUUUGAACGGUGAUGCUGACGACGAAAAAAGGGAUGAACAACAAAAACAAAUGAAUUUAAGCAUGCUACAAAUGUUCAGACGGGAGAACAAAGUUCAAACAGUCAGGAACAAGUUCAGCACAAUAUUCAAAACUCCCAAAUCCCCUCUUCUCGAUAAACGGAAAAUAGCUUUUGAAGAUAGCGAUGACGACUUUGAAGAUGACAAAAACUUUGGUCCUAGCAACCGUACGGGGAACAAAAUGGAUGACACUUACAGAUCUACAACGAAUCACAAAGUACGGAAAAAAAAGAACAAAAAUAACGAUUUCUUGGAUUUGGAGGCUGUACUGACUGAUGAAGAAGAUCAUAGCGGUGAUGAGCUAUCUGACGAGAGCAUCGGUAGCAUAGUGGACUUUAUAUGCGAUGAUGAUAACACCACCCACCACGAGGAUAUACAAGCUGUUUACCUCAAGUCUGUCAAGAGCCCCGUAAGAGGCGGCGGUUUCAAGAUACCAGAAUUACCAAAGAGGUUUAAUAAGGAAGAUAUUUUAUCUCAGUAUGUUGAAGAAGAUUCAUAUGAAAUGGAUAGUUUCUGUGUUGACUCUAACAUCGGUUUAACACAAGGGCAUGAAAUAUCAGAGCUAGAAUUAGCCGAAAUGAAAUUAGAGGCGAAAAGGAAAGCAAAGAAAAAGUUCAGGCGAAUAUGUUCGCAGGAGGAAAGUCCGGAUAUGGCAGUGGUAAAGAAAAAUAAACCUAAAAGGAGACUUAUUGAGAGUGAUUCUGAAGAUAGUUCUUAGACGUAUAAUUAGUAAAUGUAUCUGGUGCUAGAAGAACAUAAUUAUAAUAUCUAGGAGUAGAGUGGCUAUCUUUUGUUAUAUUUUUACAUUUACAUGAAGUCACGUACUUUUGAUGAGAUAAAACUAAAAUAAACGAAUGUGCGAAUCUCCCAUCGGCGUCAGAUUUUGUAUAAUAGCUCGCAAGUCUAACUUUCGUGUGCCAUAUUAUAAGUUGGACAUUGUAAUGCAGUAAGGUACAUUAGUCUUCAGUGAAGCUCUUUAUAAGAUUUGUUACAAUUAACAUUCAGCCGGCCUGAAUAUGUCACUGUGAUAUAAAUUAUAGUUAUGAUUUAAUAAUACUUUGUAUUCAUUUUUAAGUGAAUUCUAAUUGCGACUUGUCACCUAUUAUGUAAUUAAUGUUAAGUACUUGAUAAUUUUCUAUGAAUACUUGUAAAUCAUGUUGUAAAUAAAACAUAUUGUAUUGCUCUUACGAAUUACGUUUUAUUUCCGAUUUUCGUCAGUCUAGUACUUAGGAAAUAAUAAGAAAUAUAUAGUUCAAUUCGAGCGAGUGAAUUGGAAGUUUGCUUGCCAAAGAAAUACUCUUGUUUACAGAAUUUUAAAAUAAUUAAAAAACAGCUGCUAUGUUUAUGCCAAGAUCGUUUUCAAAUGUUUGUAAACAAAUGACAAAGGUACGAGUUCGGCGGUCUGAUUGGUUGGUUCAUUGGAGCCGGCCAAUCACAACGCCGAACGCGUACUCGUUACGAUUACUUUAAACGUAAAAGAAACUCGUACUAUGACCUCUGUUCUCACCAAAUAGCACUUUUCAGCGCUUUUAUUCUUCUGCUAUCACCAAAAUGAGUGAGGACAAAAAUGAAGAAAGUUUUACUCUCAGGACCGCUACAAGUUAUUAUGGAUCUUAUUCCAAUGAUUUUAGAGUUCAUAUUACUUUAUUUCGAUACAAUCUACUGUACCAUGCCGCCGGUGAGCGUCGGCCCUUAUAGUCUGUUUACAAACAUUUCACUUCGAUCUUGGUCUAAUUAUAGUAGAAUCACACUUCAUAAUGGCCUCAUUAUGGCAAAUCUAAUAAGUACGGCUCCAAAGCGCUGUCAGCGACGCGUAAGCACGCGGGCGCCUCGACUACACCUCGGUGGACCUCGCGCUGGUCACCGGCCGUCGGCUUUUUGUAUUGACGUUAUAAAAUAUAUCAUACGACAUACGAUUUAAAGUUCAUAUUUAAAUGACAACUUAAUUGCUGUGUUGGAGGCGUGCUUAUUAGAUGAACCUUUACGGAGAUGCGGCGCGUCUCCGUGAAUGAGGCUUUACUGUUUUGUUUAAUUUCUUCAAGUCUAAA
Messenger RNA from Spodoptera litura, 6478 nucleotides. RefSeq names its product FA complementation group M (gene Fancm). The record is from RefSeq and is a predicted model, not a curated record. Lineage: Eukaryota; Metazoa; Arthropoda; Insecta; Lepidoptera; Noctuidae. Gene Ontology annotation, biological process: interstrand cross-link repair; double-strand break repair via synthesis-dependent strand annealing. Gene Ontology annotation, molecular function: four-way junction helicase activity; four-way junction DNA binding; 3'-5' DNA helicase activity.